AUGCCUUGGAACCUAGCAAUGCCAUCUUGAUGGAUGGCGCAACAGCAGCUAGGAAAGAUCGAAUCACUGAGAAAAUCAAGCAAGCGAAUUCAGCAUCGGAUCGAAUUGCUCGACACACAAUCCAAAACCGAGUUUGUGGAACUCCAGUCUCAAUUGGAACAACUUUUGCAUGCCCUCAUACCACCCCUUUCUGCCAAGGUGGAGUCGUUGAGUGAACCGGCACCACCGAUGAACCAUCUUGACAUGAAUAGUGAGAGUAUAGCGCAAGAAGGCAGCUUACUCGAGCCGACCGAAGCCCGAAUUGAGAACGGUGAGCGGUUGAUCACAACAGGAACCACAGAUAGAAGAUGGACGAACAACUGGCCGAUUUUACAACGAUUGAAGAGGGUAUUACAGUCCAGUACGACUACCGGAGCACUCACACAAACAACGGAUCGCAAGUCAAACGCUAGGAAUAUCAAAAAGGCUGAAUUGAUGUCCAAGCGCAUCCUUCAAGCGGACGUAGCUUCGCGCAAACACUUCGCUGUCGACGAGCCUAUUAAACCUGGCCACGGUGCACUGCCAGAAGUUAACCCCGCGAUCGAUGCUACGAAGGAAGAGAGCCCAAGUACUUCGCAAAAAUCCCACAGAGAUGUCUUACACAUUUUUCUAAGUCACACAGCUUCAACGAAGAUUGACCGAUGGAAUGCUCUACAACGAACACUAAUUCGUUAUCAAGCUGAAAACCAUCUGGUUGAAGCGGACGCAAAGUUCCUGGUUGGAUUUUUGAAAACUCUCUAUCUUCUGGGUGACUUUGCUCAUGAGUACCAAUUAAUGCCUGCGAAUUUCCUCAAGAAUAUUGAGCUCUUCAAACCAACAACUCUCUUCAAAAUGAUUGAGUACCACAUUGAUCUCCUGUUCAGCAAGUGGCACCAGAAGUUUUUCGACAUUCCCGGCUCUAUGGCUCCUCACAUAGACUUCUUAUCGACUGGCGUGGGCGCCAAACACUUUAGCAGAUUCAUAGGAGAUCUUCCUGAAGAAAAGCGUGGGGAUCUCGUCUACCUUGUUUUACGUACCAUCCUGCGACAUUUUGAUCGCCCGAACUCGAAUAAAAAAUUUGACACGAUUCGGGAAGAAUUGAUUCAAAGCGAUUUUCUUGAGCAAAUCCAUACCCUUUCCUCGGCAUUAAAGAAAGCAGAACCAGGGGAAGACGCCCUGCCUAACGUCCAAAAUCAUCGAAUCGCUCGUGUGGUAGAAUUGGCGAUCGAACUUUUCGAAAACCCUUCGAGUGAGACUGGGAAGACAGAGAGACUGGAAUUCCAAUUGGUUUAUUACUUUAUCAAUUUUCUUCAACAAUACCACCAAGCACUCAUCAAGAUAAUUGUGCAUCAGGAACCCCGGUAUAACCUCUUUCAAAAAAAGCUCAUUUUCAUGGGGAGUUACCUCAACUUUUAUCGCAAUAAUUUUGAAAAUUAUAUGCAUUUUCUACAACCCGGACGCGAUCUCACUUUUAACCAAAUUGUUCAAGAUAGUAGACGCGAUAAUCGUGGCUUGCAUAAUUGGAUUGUCAAAGUCAUGCACGAAGUAAUCCAGCACAACUCGGACCGUGACUUCAUCUUCCUAGUCACACCAAACAUGGAUCUUUGGAUGGGCCAAGUAUGCUGGAGAUGUGAUCGCCCUCCGUGGCAAUGUCCCGCGUCUUGCCAUCGGCCCGACUACAUAAAAGAGGAGGGUGAUUGGUUACUUUUCAAUUGA
Puccinia graminis f. sp. tritici CRL 75-36-700-3 is the source of this 1734-nucleotide messenger RNA. RefSeq lists its product as uncharacterized. Lineage: Eukaryota; Fungi; Basidiomycota; Pucciniomycetes; Pucciniales; Pucciniaceae. Bases 34 to 1734 code for a protein of 566 amino acids. The record is from RefSeq and is a predicted model, not a curated record. The transcript has 3 exons.